UUGAUUCUACCAAAAAAAAAAAAAAAAAACUGUUGAAAUUGAACCUGUUGAGAGAGGGUAGCGUUCGAGUUUUAGUUGGUGGUGAAUAUGGCGAACGGUGGUGGAAAGGUUUCUUUCAAAGUCACUCUCACUUCCGAUCCAAAACUACCCUUCAAAGUUUUCAGUGUUCCUGAAGCUGCACCUUUUACCGCCGUUCUCAAAUUUGCAGCUGAAGAAUUCAAAGUUCCCCCACAGACCAGCGCUAUUAUCACCAAUGAUGGUGUUGGGAUAAAUCCUCAGCAGAGUGCAGGAAAUGUCUUCCUUAAGCAUGGUUCAGAACUACGUCUAAUUCCGCGUGAUAGAGUUGGUGCAUCUGACAUGUUUCGGGAUGUCUGAGCUGAAUGCUUCCUUUAUCUAUCUUGGCUGUUUUAGUUCAAUACCGGUGCUUUAUUUAUAUCAUGUAGUCGAUAUUAAGAGUGUCCUUUAGACAGAAAAAGUUUAAUCCAAUAAUGAAUAGCCUCCACCUCCUCCCAUAGUGACUAUGUUUGUAAUGGAGGAUUGUGCAAAGAUUGUUCAGCAUGUGAGUUUGUAAUGGAAAUAGGGGAAAAUAUAUCUUCUUGCUAUUGAAAAGAUUAUCGUCUGAUCUGCAACAUCGAAA
This is a messenger RNA of Medicago truncatula (barrel medic), 637 nucleotides long. RefSeq names its product ubiquitin-fold modifier 1. Gene Ontology annotation, cellular component: nucleus; cytoplasm. The record is from RefSeq and is a predicted model, not a curated record. Bases 88 to 375 code for a protein of 95 amino acids. Gene Ontology annotation, biological process: protein K69-linked ufmylation. NCBI's taxonomy places the organism in Eukaryota, Viridiplantae, Streptophyta, Magnoliopsida, Fabales, Fabaceae. The transcript is spliced from 4 exons.